Molecule: messenger RNA, 2605 nt
Organism: Epinephelus lanceolatus (giant grouper)
Lineage: Eukaryota; Metazoa; Chordata; Actinopteri; Perciformes; Serranidae
Product: V-type proton ATPase subunit S1-like
Cellular component (GO): proton-transporting V-type ATPase complex
Molecular function (GO): ATPase activator activity
Source: RefSeq, a predicted model, not a curated record
GUCUGCGUCACGUGAGCACAGCUUUGCGGAAAAACGAAAAAUGGCAGGAUCGAGGUGGUUGAGACGAGACAGAUUAACGGCGUUUAUCGCCUUUUUAUUCGCCCUUUUCUCUACAGGGAGCUCCACUGCCCAAGUGCCGCUUCUCAUGUGGUCCAAUGACGGUUUACCACCACUGGCCUCACCUGCAGCUGGUCACAUCACGUCCAAUGAGCAGCUGUCUGCCUACCUCACCUCUGCCUUUGGUCACGGCCCCCACACUGUGCUGUUGUUCAUGCAAGACAAGUUAAGCAAAGACGACUUCACAGUCUUUGGUGGAGUGUUUGGAAACAAGCAGGACGGGGCCUUUCAAAACCUCAAGGCUGCACUGCAGUCCUCUUCCUCGUCAGUGACGCUCCCUGCGUUAGAGUGGUCAGACGCCUCUGUCGUCCUGGCUCUGCUGCAAGAGAAGCUCGGUGUCUCACCACUGCUUGUGGAUGCAGAAACUCUGUCACAUCUCAGCAUCAACACAUCUGCCAGCAAUCUGCUGCUCAUCAAUCUCCCUUAUUGUACAGGCGUGGACAAGCCUUGCAAGGAAGUCCUGCACAAAAAUGAUGAAAUCAUCGGGAAAGUUCUCAGUGUUAUGAAAGACAAAAAUGUCCUGUACACUGCAAUGUACACAGGACUCCGGCCGUCACGAGUGAUUUCAGAGACGUCUAUGUCCCACCAGCACGCGGGGCGGACCUUGCUCCAAGCACCUGUGAUUGAUGUCAAAGCGCCCAUCAUAUUUAACAUGUCGGGUAACCCUUGCAUAAUGCUCUGGGUUCAGAAUCUCAAUGUCAGCGUCACUCCGGAUCGACAGUGGAUCGACCUCGCCACACAAACACCUUCUUUGACAGGAUCCAUGUGCAACGCCAGCAGCUCACUGCUUGUCCUCAGUUAUGCAUCAGGCUUUACUCUAAGUUUUUCCAUGAGUCAGCGGCUUUAUCCUGUGUCUGCACGGAACUGGUUCACCCUGGACUCUGUGCAGCUGCAGUUCAACGGUACAAAUGUAACUUUCUUCGGGGCCCGCUACAUCUACGCCCCUGCAGAGUACUCCUUCCACUGCCAGUCCGUCACCAACUACAUAGAUCCUCUGCUAGUGACAAACAACACCAGCCCAAACAUCCCAGACUGGAGGCUCAAUUUUGUCGACUUCCAGAUUCAAGGCUUCGGUUUGGCCAACGGAACAAACUUCUCCUAUGCCAGUGACUGUGCAGGCUUCUUCACUCCAGGGAUUUGGAUGGGGCUUUUGACCUCACUGCUCAUGCUGUUAAUUUUCGUGUAUGGUCUGCACAUGAUCAUGCAGCUUAACACCAUGGAUCGAUUCGACGACCCCAAAGGUCCAUCGAUAUCAGUGCCUCAGACGGAGUGAAGUGCUCCUGGACACACACUCCUCAGUCCUUCAGUGCCUCCUCGGAGAGUCCCUCCUUGUCGUGUUACUUUUGUGUCUUUGGGCCUUUUUUCCUUUGAAGGUAUUUGUCCGGCACAUGGACGUUUCCUCUGAUGUUCUCCCCUGUAGUUACUCUCCCAAAUCUUUCCACAGCUGUCUUUGAGACACCCUAAUCUUGCAAGGCACAUUCCUUUUCAUCUCGCCACAUUUGCAAGUGCCAAAGUGGAUGCACCUUUUUAUACGAGUUGAUUUCGAGUGCUAAAAGAUGUUUUUGUGCCGCUGUUGGCCAGACACAGUGGCUGCCUUCCCUAAAAUCAUUUGCAAUAAUUUCUCGCACCAGAGAAUGUCUUGUGUGCCAACAUGAAUGUGAUUGCUGGAUGCUGUGGGACCGUUUCAGACCUCACUUCUUACUUUUAAAACGUUUUUUCCAACUCGACUGUAAUUUAAAGACUACUGGUUAUGAAAGAAGUGCCUGUAUAUAAAGAGUAGAUUGCUGUUUGUGACUGUGGAAUUGCCUUACAAAGUAUGAAAACCUUGGAUUUAGCUCUGCACAGACAAAUCCAACCCAAGUGCCACCACUUAAGGGACUGUUUGUUAUUUAUGAGGGGAAAGGGGGUGAUGCAAAGAGGUCAUAGUCAAAUGUUGUUUUAAGCACUGGGGAGGGCCUUUUGUUUUUUAUUUUGGCUUAGGGGAGAAGCAUACAAAGUUAAACGGUUGUAAUUUGUAUUUAUUUUACCGUAGAUUUUUAAAGAAAACAUGCAGGCAGGUUUGUAAGAUAUUUAUCACAGCCAGAAGCUAAAAAAAGAGGAAUUAUUGUUGGAUUUUCAUAUUUCCAACAGUCCUUGGUCACAUGAUGUCUGGCGAAUACCUCCUUCAGGAAAAACAAUAACUAAAUCUGUGCUGAAAAUAGUGAUAUUUAAUCAAAAUCACUUAAUUCUACGUCUCAUUUCAAAUUUGGCUAACAGUUUGAACUACCGAACGGACGCGCGACACGAGUCAAAAACCAAGGCUUUUUCCAACUUCAGGGUCUAUCUUCAAUGUUUAAUUUUAAACUUUCAAAAGCUAAAGGGUGAAGUUUUAAAAAUCUAAUAAUUUUUGGUGGAGGGAGGGUCAUGCAUUUCCUGCCAGUCACGCAGGGAGGCUCAAGGAAAAAUAUUGGAGCUUUGGAAAGUCACCGUCCUCCUCCUCUGACAAGUA